AUGUCAACCAAAACACGAAAACAGAAUCGUUUAACAUACGGCGAAUACCACAAGCUGCCUUGCAAAUGGUUUCCUUAGUGAAAUUUUCUUCUAUUUCUUCCAUGCAUUCAGUGAGUGACUCUCAAACACUACAUUUAUUGUUCGAAUAUUAAAAUUUCAACGAGUUGUUGCUCCUUGUGGAAUUUUUUUCCCCACAAUUCUCUUCAGUACCUCUGCGCGUUGAGGAGAAUUAUUAAAAACAGCUUAGCACAUAAUCUGGUUUAACUGAUGCGCAUAGCAAUGCACAUAGUGAGCGAAUGGGUAUCUUCGUUUAAUUUUUGCCUGUACUCCAGCAUUAUGUCCGCUCAUUACCGCGGCUCCAUCAUAGCUUUGUGAAAUCAGUUUGUUAGGGAAAUU
Acanthoscelides obtectus is the source of this 396-nucleotide messenger RNA. The record is from the annotation of a GenBank genome assembly. Lineage: Eukaryota; Metazoa; Arthropoda; Insecta; Coleoptera; Chrysomelidae.